Molecule: messenger RNA, 2939 nt
Organism: Prosopis cineraria
Lineage: Eukaryota; Viridiplantae; Streptophyta; Magnoliopsida; Fabales; Fabaceae
Product: U-box domain-containing protein 52-like
Biological process (GO): protein phosphorylation
Molecular function (GO): ATP binding; protein kinase activity
Source: RefSeq, a predicted model, not a curated record
GGAAAAAGGAAUUGAUUUAAGAAUCUGUAUAACAGCAAGAUACUAGAAGACUACAGAAGAACCUCUUUAUCCGAUAUUACUCUGUUAAUAUUGAUAAAAGAACAUUAUCUAAUCACGCCACUUUUUAGGGUGUUCCAGAUAUGACAAACAUCAAAAGGGGAAUAUAAGUUCAAGAAAAAGGAUAGAACUUUGGAUAAUGCUAAAAGAAUGAUCAGGUUAUGAGUUACAUUGUUCAAUGUUCUUCGAUUGAAAGAGGUUUGAAUUAAAAAGGGGGGAUAAGGAAAGACAGAGAGAGAAAGGGGGAUGUGGUUGCCGAAGAAUCAACCGGAGAGGAAGGAUGGAGUUCAGGGGAUAGUGGCAGUGGCAAUAGACAGAGACAAAGGAAGCCAGAAUGCACUCAAAUGGGCCAUUGAUCAUCUCCUUGUACGAGGAUCCACCGUAGUUCUCAUCCAUGUCAAGGUUAAGCCAUCUUCAUUGUCUGCAUCGCCUUCUCUUCAAGCCCCAAGGGCAAAUGGUGGUGGUGAUGAGAAUUCUUUAAUAUGCAAAGAUCCUGAUCCUCAAACCAGAGAAAUUUUCCUACCAUAUCGGGUCUUCUGUACACGGAAAGAUAUACAAUGUAAGGACGUUAUACUCGAAGAUGCAGAUGUAUCAAAAGCUCUAAUAGAAUACGCUUCACAUACAGCAAUCGAGCAUUUGGUUCUUGGUGCGUCAACCAAAGCUGGUCUGCUUCGAUUCAAGGCAGCGGAUAUUCCAGGAACCGUAGCAAAAGGGGCACCGGAUUUUUGUAACGUGUAUGCUGUUGCUAAAGGAAAAAUCCAUUCAAUGAGAUCAGCUACUCGUUCUGCACCAGCUAUUUCUCCUCUACGCAACCAGCUCACUCAACCAAGCAUCAAGUCAGAUCACUCAGACCCAGGACCAGGAGUGCCUCCAACUAAUAAUAACAAUAUGAGAGGACGUGAUAGGCGAAGCCUUGAUGGUCCUUAUAAGUCGCAGGAUGAAUCCGAAUCCUUCAGGUCACCGUUCACUAGGAGAGGUAUGAAUGGCAAGUCAUAUGGAGAACUGUCUAUACCAGAUACUGACAUAUCCUUUGUGAGUUCUGGUGGAAGGUCAAGUACAGAUCGCAUGUUCCCUUCAUUAUUUGAUACCCCAGACGCUGGAUUCUCCAAUCCACGCCUGUCUUAUAGCUCAGAACCAGAUAGUCAUAGCUUCGAGUCCUCGUCGCAGUAUGGGAGAAGGUCUGUGGAUAUGGUCAGCCCUCCUCCUGAAUUUUCAUCAAUUGCACAGGAUAGUGACAGACUUUCUUCUUCAUCGGGCCUGGAUGAUGUGGAGGCUGAAAUGAGGAGACUGAAGUUGGAGCUCAAGCAAACAAUGGAAAUGUAUAGUACAGCUUGCAAAGAAGCACUCUCAGCAAAACAGAAAGCAAUAGAACUUCAGCGAUGGAAGUUAGAGGAAGAGCGAAGGUUAGAAGAGGCAAGGCUAGCAGAGGAAGCUGCAUUGGCAAUUGCAGAGAAGGAGAAGGCCAAAUCCAAAGCAGCUCUUGAAGCUGCUGAGGCACAAAAGAGAAUAGCAGAACUGGAAGCACAAAAAAGAUUGAGUGCAGAAAUGAAAGCACUCAGAGAAGCAGAAGAGAAGAAAAAAGCACUAGAUGCCUUAGUAAAUAUAGAUGUCAGGUACAGAAAGUAUUCCAUUGAGGACAUUGAAGCUGCAACCCAGUUCUUCCAAGAGUCCCAGAAAAUUGGAGAAGGUGGUUAUGGCCCGGUCUAUCAUUGCUAUCUGGACCACACACCCGUUGCAGUUAAGGUUCUACGUCCCGAUGCAGCACAAGGAAGAUCACAGUUUCAACGAGAGGUUGAGGUACUUAGUUGCAUACGGCAUCCAAACAUGGUUCUCCUGCUAGGAGCCUGCCCAGAAUAUGGAUGCCUUGUAUAUGAAUUCAUGGCUAAUGGAAGCCUGGACGAUCGUCUAUUUCGCCGAGGAAACACUCCGUCUCUUCCUUGGCAGCUAAGAUUCAAAAUUGCAGCUGAAAUAGGCACUGGCUUAUUGUUCCUUCACCAGACAAAACCAGAGCCUCUGGUUCAUAGGGACUUGAAACCAGCUAACAUCUUACUUGACCGCAACUUCGUGGCCAAGAUCAGUGACGUGGGUUUGGCCAGGCUAGUCCCACCCUCUGUGGCUGACAAUGUCACACAAUACCGCAUGACAUCCACUGCUGGAACUUUCUGCUACAUAGACCCAGAAUAUCAGCAAACAGGAAUGUUGGGGGUGAAGUCAGACAUAUAUUCCCUUGGGAUCAUCUUCUUGCAGAUACUAACAGCAAGACCACCAAUGGGUUUAACCCAUCAUGUUGAAAGAGCCAUUGAAAAGGGUACAUUCAAGGAUAUGUUGGAUCCAACAGUGCCUGAUUGGCCAAAAGAAGAGGCCUUGAAUCUUGCCGAGUUGGCUCUCAAAUGUGCAGAGUUAAGGAGGAAGGACAGGCCUGAUCUGGGCAAAGUCAUAUUACCAGCUAACAGAUUGAGAAUGCUUGCCGACAGUAACAAUCAUCAGUCACUUUUGAGUGGCUAUUUAAGCCCUCCCAAUCUGAGCCUAGUUUCAGCGCCGGUGGUAUGUUUUGCAUUUUCUGUCAACUUUUUCUUUUUCUUUUUUGCAUGCUGUGCCAAAAAAUCAGUGUUAGUAGUUUAUUCACAAUGUGUUGCUGGGUGCGGUUGUCCAGGUGCAGGAACAAAUCGGUUCCGCAGCCUAUUCUGGGGAGAACACAAGAAAUAGAUCAAGUCCUGCUUGAGGAAUCAAACAAUAUUUGAAGAAAAAGAAAAGAAACUUAUGUCCAAUCUCAAGGAUUAAUUGUAAAUCACUUAGGUGGAUCCGUAUAAUAUCAAUACUUGAUUUUCCAAUCCAUAGAUGCAGUUUUUCAAAUAUUCAUUUUUUUGUAUUAAUUUUUUUUA